Messenger RNA from Paramuricea clavata, 1467 nucleotides. The record is from the annotation of a GenBank genome assembly. Lineage: Eukaryota; Metazoa; Cnidaria; Anthozoa; Malacalcyonacea; Plexauridae.
AUGAGAAUUUCCAAAGCCGCUGGCCCCGACAACUUGCCAGCAUCUCUCUUGAAGGAUGCGUCUGAAGAACUAGCGCUGCCUCUUUGUAUAUUGGUCAACAUGAGUUUUGAAUAUGGAACUUUCCCAAAUGCAGAAAAAUGCGGAAAAGUUAUCCCGAUCUAUAAAUCCGAAGAUCGAGCAUCUUUCGACAAUUAUCGACCUAUAUCGGUCCUAAAUACGGUUUCAAAAGUCAUCGAAAGGAUUGCACAUCAGCAAAUCACAGACUAUCUUGAAAGAAACCAAUUACUCUGCCCUCAACAAUUUGGUUUCAGACGUGGGAAAUGUACCCAGCAUGCUGUGACAUAUCUCAACGAACAUAUUCGUCAAAAUAUGGAUAAAAGUCGAUGUACUGGUGUAGUAUAUCUGGACUUACGAAAAGCAUUUGAUACGGUUAGUCAUGCAUGUUUGCUCAAUAAGCUGCCGUAUUAUGGAAUAAGAAACAUCGAACUUCUUUGGAUGAAGGAUUAUUUACUCAAUCGAUCUCAGUUCGUAUACUUCAACCAAGUUAAAUCAGAUGAGAAGCAUGUAUCCUGCGGUGUCCCACAAGGAUCAAUUCUCGGCCCUCUUCUGUUUGUCUUACAGAUUAACGAUUUAUACUUGUCUUUGAAGAAAUGUAACAUCAUAAUGUAUGCUGAUGAUACUGUGCUAUAUUAUUCAGCGAAUGGCACAGAUGAAAUCCAGAGAUCUAUCAAUAGUGAUAUCGAACGUGUUUCCCAAUGGCUGGACUCAAAUAAGUUAAUUGUUAACCUGAAAAAAGGAAAAACUGAAUUUGUAUUAUAUGGAACGCCUCAAAAAUUAGCACGUCAACAGGAUUGCAGUAUAAUGAUGAACGGGACAUCUAUCAAUCAAGUUAAAGAGUGUGAAUACUUGGGUAUUAUUAUGGAUAACCAUCUAACUCUAUCAAGUCAAGUGUCAAAAGUAUAUAAGAGAGUUUCGUCUCGUUUGAGCCAACUCUCACGAAUACGCUCUAAUAUAAGUCCCUAUGUUGCGGAAAGAAUUUAUCGAACAAUGAUCUAUCCCAUUAUGUUUUACUGCUAUCCAGUGUAUUUGGGCCUCAGUAACACAGCUAAUUCCAAAAUACAGAGACUGCAAGAUAGAGCGGCAAGAAUAAUUGGUCCAAAAAAUUGUUUACAUGAUGAUUGUGUAACUAGUCGCAAAAGAUGUGUUGUAAUGGAUGUUUUUAAAUCUUUACAUUCGAUUGGCCCAAAUUUUCCCCACGUGAACUUCCAACGUUUCAAUCACGGAAUAAACACGCGAAGCAACAACUCACGUUUAAUUGUACCGAAAGUUAAGACAGAGGCCGGUAGAAAGUCGUUCUCCGUGCAAGGAGUUUUGCUGUUUAAUUCACUAAGCGAGGAAAUAAGGAAUGAGAACUCGUAUAUUAACUUUAAAAGAAAAGUUGAAUCUUUUAACUUUAGUUCGCCGUAA